Molecule: messenger RNA, 1269 nt
Organism: Diplodia corticola
Lineage: Eukaryota; Fungi; Ascomycota; Dothideomycetes; Botryosphaeriales; Botryosphaeriaceae
Product: alcohol dehydrogenase
Exons: 2
Coding region: 1-1269 (422 amino acids)
Cellular component (GO): mitochondrion
Molecular function (GO): alcohol dehydrogenase (NAD+) activity; metal ion binding
Source: RefSeq, a predicted model, not a curated record
AUGGCUGCCGAAGACAUGUAUCACAAGGCGUUCGCAGACCACGAACACCCCUACCUCAGCUACGGCCUUCUAUACCCGAUUGCCGCCGCCAAGCACGUCGACCACACGUUCCAUGCCGAAAGGGUUUACAUCCUCGCCUCGGCCUCCCUGUCGAAGGACGGCGAUGCAGUGACGCGGCUCGAAGACGCCCUUCAGGGCAAAGUCGUGGGCGUGCGCCGGGGCAUGACGGCGCACACGCUCUGGUCGGAAUGCAUUGCAGUCGCGAAACAGGUCGAGGAGCUGGGCGUGGACCUGUUGCUUACCAUCGGCGGCGGCAGCCUGAUCGAUGCCGCCAAGAUAGUUGCACUGGCUGCCGCCAACGCCGCUUUCGACUUCCCCAGGCUCGAGCAUCUCACCAACAAUCGCGACGCGUCUGUCCAGCGGCCCGACCUCGUGCCCCCGCACAUCCCCAUCGUCUCGAUCCCCACCACGCUCUCGGGAGGCGAGUACUCGGACCAUGCCGGCGGGACCAACGACCAGACCCAGCACAAGCAUGGCUUCGGUCCCAGCCCCCCUCUGGGGCCGCGCCUGAUCAUCCUGUCGCCCCAGCUCGCCAUGACCACGCCGCCGCGUCUCUGGCUCAGCACCGGCAUCCGCGCCGUCGAUCAUUGCGUAGAGACCAUCUGCUCCCCGCACAGCACGCCGCCUUCAGACGCCGCCGCCGCCGAGGCUCUGCGCAAGCUGAUACCGGGCCUGCUUCGCUGCGCCAACGACGUCGACAAUACCGGCCUCGAUGCGCGUUUCCAGUGCCAGCUGGGCGUGCGGGACGCCAUGCAGGCCGUCAAGGGCAAAGCCCCCCUCGGCGCUUCACAUGGGAUCGGUCAUCAGCUGGGCCCGCUUGGAGUCGGCCAUGGUGAGACGAGUUGCAUUCUCCUCCCGGCAGUGUGUGCGUUCAACGCACGCCAUUCAAUCGAUGCCGAGAGUGAGGCCCACGCCAUGGGCAUAUCGGCCAAGCAAGAACGCGUUCUCGACGCGCUGUGGACCGAGCCCAAGGUUGCCGCUGCGCUGACGUCGCGGGGCUUGACCAAGGGAAAGGCGGAUCUGUCUGCAUGUCUCGAUGCGGUCAUUAGCGAGCUGGGGAUGCCAAGAAGCUUGGGGGCGGUGGGUGUAGGGAAGGACAAGUUCGAUGAGCUGGCGUCAAGCAGCUUGAAGGAUCGAUGGUGCCAGACCAACGCCGUGCCUCUGCGACAAAAGGCGCAGGUGAUGGAAAUCUUGGAGAUGUGUGCGUGA